Vicia villosa (hairy vetch) is the source of this 1443-nucleotide messenger RNA. RefSeq lists its product as uncharacterized. The transcript is spliced from 5 exons. Lineage: Eukaryota; Viridiplantae; Streptophyta; Magnoliopsida; Fabales; Fabaceae. The record is from RefSeq and is a predicted model, not a curated record. The coding region runs from base 1 to 1443 and encodes 480 amino acids.
AUGGCCACACCAAUGAAGACUGUUAGGCGCAACCCCUCUUAUUCCUUUUUGAACCCGAAUCUGGAUUCCCUUGGGUGCUUAGCAAAGAAGAUUACGCCAGAUGAGACAACCAACUUCAGAAAGGAAUAUGGGUACAUUCUGAGCCUUCUCAAGAUGCCGUUCACCAAAUACGAGCAAGAGGGAGUUCAUACUUUGCUUCAGUUCUAUAAUCCUUCCCUCCGCUGCUUCACGUUCACCGAUUACCUCUUGGUUCCUACAUUGGAAGAGUAUUCCUUAUUUCUUGGCAUCCCUAUAAAGAAGGAAGUGCCAUACUAUAGCACCAUGAAGGCUCCCGAUUCCAUUGAAAUUGCUAAGGCUCUUUAUUUGAGCAAGUCGGUCGUGGAAGCAAAUCUCACCAAGAAGGGAGGAGGUUUUGGAUUUUGCAUGGAGUUUCUUGUCAAAAGGGGUUGUGAAGCUGCUGAAGCCAAAGAAUGGGACACAUUUAGGGCUAUCUUGGCUCUAAGCAUAUAUGGCAUCGUUUUGUCACAUCUGCCUGAGCGUGGAGCUUUCGUUGAUAGUAGGCACACAUCUAAAUGGGCUGAAAGGAUUAUGGGGCUGAGGGCUAAAGAUAUUGUCUGGUACAAUAGCGCUUUAGAUGACAGGGAAGUUAUUAUGAGUUGCGGAAAGUUCAAAAACGUACCUCUCAUGGGUCUUAGGGGUGGAAUCAACUAUAACCCCGUCUUGGCCAGAAGAACAUUUGGAUAUGCUUUUAUUAGUCCACCUGAGCAAACAGAGAUAGCUGAGAACAUUUUCUAUCAUGUGGCCACCGACAAUGGGCAAAUGGCAGAAGCUGUGCAGGCUUGGAAGAGUAUUUGCUGGAGAGAUAAGAAACAUUUUGGUCAGCGAGAUUGUGCUACUUAUGAGGACUAUACUAAGUGGGUCGAAUCUGUGGUUGCUGUUCGAGGGAUGCCUUUCCCUCCCAAGGAUCCUUUGUACCCCCCUGCUGAGCUUGAAGAGUUGUAUGCCAAGGGAAGCACUUCUCAGAAGAGGCCAAGGGUGGUUGUCGAUCCCAAGUCCACUAAAAUUCAAGAGAGGAAGAUCAAAGAGCAUUAUGAGGAUCAGUUGGCAGAAUUGACAAAGAGGCUCCAAAUCCAGACUGAUAUAGCCAAAUCAGAGAAAGCCCAUCGAAAGAAAGCAGACAAGCUCCUUCUGGAACGUCAGGCAAGGAUUGAGGGGUGUUAUGAAGAGAUUCGCAAGUUGAAGGGUCGAGUGGAGGAAAAGGGACAAAGUGAUACUCAAGCUCAAGAGGAGGCCAGAGGUUUGACUCUGGUUUUGCAGUUUGUGAAGGAUGGCAUAGCAAGAAUUGGAACUGAAUUGAAUAUGGAAUUUGUAAUUUUUGCCCGUGCUAAACCAUAUACAGCAGUAGGCACGUCAUUGUUGGCUCUGAAUGAAGCAUCCUUAUGA